AUGUCGGCUUCAGAUGUUAUUGAAGAAUCUGCAACAGAUGUAGUUGGAGAGGCUGCCAAUACUUGGUUCCCUGAAUGUGAUGACAAUAAGAAGCACUUCGUUGGUCAGAUAUUCAAUGAUUUAGUUAAAGCCGUUAAGUUUUACUCUAAGUAUGCAAAAGCUUGUGGUUUUGUAUCGCGUAAGAGUACAAAAAGUGUCUCUGACGAUGGAACUAUUCGCUCACAAUAUGUGUUGUGCAAUAGAGAAGGUUCCGCCCCCAAUGCGGAUCGAUUAUUGUUGGCUGACGACUAUUGUCCAAAAAAGAAAUGUAAGAGAUCAUCAUGUAAGGUUGGUUGUGAGGCCAAAAUUAUAUUUCAGAUUAUGUCUUAUGGUCGUUAUUAUGUUCGGAUAUUCAUAGAGGGCCAUAAUCAUAAGAUGGUAUUAGCUGGAACUCGUCAUUUAUUGCCGAGCAAUAGAAAAAUCGAACCAAUUCACCAAUAUUUUAUCCAUGCCGGUAUCAAAGCCAACUUUGGACCAAUGAGAACAUUUCGUAUGUAUGCGGAACUUGUUGGUGGUUUUGAUAAGGCUGGUUGCACUAGUAUUGAUUUCAAGAACUAUGUGAGAGAUUUAAAGGUGCAUAUUGUGGAUUCCGAUGCUCACAUGUUGCUAGAUACGUUAAAGAACAAAAAGGAUGAUUGUGAAGGAUUCCAAUACUUCUAUGAUGUUGAUGAUGAGAACCAGUUGUCUUGCCUCAUAUGGACCGACCAACAGUCUGUUAACAACUACAAAAACUUUGGCGAGGUUGUAUCGUUCGAUGCAACAUAUUGUACUAACAGGUACAAAUUGAUUUUUACACCGUUUACUGGUCGGGACAAUCAUGGAAAAUGCGUGUCAUUUGGGGCAGCAAUCAUAUCACGUGAAGAUAUGGAUUUAUAUGCGUGGGUUUUGAAGAAGUUCACUGAAUGCGUUGGCAAAGCUCCUCGUGUGUUUAUGACUGACCAAGAUCCUGGGUUGAAGAAGGCAGUUGCACAUGUGUGGCCUGAAACACAUCAUAGAUUUUGUAUGUGGCACAUCACCAUUAAAGUUGCAGAGAAAUUGCCUCCGAACCUAAGGGAUGAUUCUGAGUUCAAGACUAAGUUUGGCAAGAUUGUAUGGUCCGACCUUAAUGAGCCUGCCGUUUUUGAAGAAAACUGGAUGAAUUUGAUGAACGAAUAUGAGUUGAAUGAUAACAGAUGGUUCUCUGAUAUGUAUGCCGAUCGAUCUUUAUGGAUCCCUGCUUAUUUUCGGGAUAUUAGUAUGAGUGGACUUUUUCGGACUACAUCAAUGUCGGAGAGUGAGAAUAGCUAUUUCAAACGUUUCUUGGGCAAGAAUUCUAAUUUGAGUGUGUUCUAUAUGAACUAUGACACUGCUUUGGACUCUUAA
Messenger RNA from Salvia miltiorrhiza (redroot sage), 1401 nucleotides. Its product is annotated as protein FAR1-RELATED SEQUENCE 5-like. Gene Ontology annotation, biological process: regulation of DNA-templated transcription; DNA transposition. Gene Ontology annotation, molecular function: transposase activity; DNA binding. The record is from RefSeq and is a predicted model, not a curated record. The transcript is spliced from 3 exons. The coding region runs from base 1 to 1401 and encodes 466 amino acids. Lineage: Eukaryota; Viridiplantae; Streptophyta; Magnoliopsida; Lamiales; Lamiaceae.